UAGACACAGUACACACCAGGAUCUAGAGGCUGGAUUUCAUACUCAUAGCUCUCCCUAGAAUUUCAGAGAGUUCUGUUAUGAUCUCUGUUGUAAUUAACAAUUUGGUUCAAGUUUGUUCUUUAAAUGAAUAUGCUAAGAAUUCACAUAUGUUCUGGAUGUACUGGAAUUAAAAGGAUUUAAGAGAUCAUGGUGUGCAUGUUCUAGGAUAAAUAGGAUUUACCAAUCCUUGGAUGAAGUGCUUGGGAAGUCUUUAAGUGCCGUAAUCAACUGCCAUUUUGAAGAAUAUAGAUGGUUUUGAAAAGUUCAUGCUGUCCCUUCAUUGAAUUUUAGAAUGAUUGAAGAUAGUGGGAAAAGAGGAAAUACCAUGGCAGAAAGAAGACAGCUGUUUGCAGAGAUGAGGGCUCAAGAUCUGGAUCGCAUCCGACUCUCCACCUACAGAACAGCAUGCAAGCUUAGGUUUGUUCAGAAGAAAUGCAAUUUGCACCUGGUGGACAUAUGGAAUGUCAUAGAAGCAUUGCGGGAAAAUGCUCUGAACAACCUGGACCCAAACACUGAACUCAACGUGUCCCGCUUAGAGGCUGUGCUCUCCACUAUUUUUUACCAGCUCAACAAACGGAUGCCAACCACUCACCAAAUCCAUGUGGAGCAGUCCAUCAGCCUCCUCCUUAACUUCCUGCUUGCAGCGUUUGAUCCGGAAGGCCAUGGUAAAAUUUCAGUAUUUGCUGUCAAAAUGGCUUUAGCCACAUUGUGUGGAGGGAAGAUCAUGGACAAAUUAAGAUAUAUUUUCUCAAUGAUUUCUGACUCCAGUGGGGUGAUGGUUUAUGGACGAUAUGACCAAUUCCUUCGGGAAGUUCUCAAACUACCCACGGCAGUUUUUGAAGGUCCUUCAUUUGGUUACACAGAACAGUCAGCCAGAUCCUGUUUCUCCCAACAGAAAAAAGUCACGUUAAAUGGUUUCUUGGACACGCUUAUGUCAGAUCCUCCCCCGCAGUGUCUGGUCUGGUUGCCUCUUCUGCAUCGACUAGCAAAUGUGGAAAAUGUCUUCCAUCCGGUUGAGUGUUCCUACUGCCACAGUGAGAGUAUGAUGGGAUUUCGCUACCGAUGCCAACAGUGUCACAAUUACCAGCUCUGUCAGGACUGCUUCUGGAGGGGACAUGCCGGUGGUUCUCAUAGCAACCAGCACCAAAUGAAAGAGUACACGUCAUGGAAAUCACCUGCUAAGAAGCUGACUAAUGCAUUAAGCAAGUCCCUGAGCUGUGCUUCCAGCCGUGAACCUUUGCACCCCAUGUUCCCAGAUCAGCCUGAGAAGCCACUCAACUUGGCUCACAUCGUGCCUCCCAGACCUGUAACCAGCAUGAACGACACCCUGUUCUCCCACUCUGUUCCCUCCUCAGGAAGUCCUUUUAUUACCAGGAGGUUACCUGAGGGGAUAAGUGCCUCCAGCCCUGUGGCUGAAGAGCAUUCCCUCAUAAAGCUGUACGUAAAUCAGCUUGAUCACGGUGCACGCUCUCCUCCCAAGGACAGUGAAGUAGAGCAGAACAAACUGCUGGCUAGGGCUGCUCCAGCUUUUCUGAAGGGCAAAGGGAUACAGUACAGCCUGAAUGUGGCAGACAGGCUAGCUGAUGAACAUGUUCUCAUCGGGUUGUAUGUCAACAUGCUCCGGAACAACCCCUCAUGCAUGCUUGAGAGUUCAAACCGGCUUGAUGAAGAACACAGGCUAAUUGCCAGGUAUGCGGCAAGGCUGGCAGCAGAGUCCUCUUCGUCUCAGCCACCUCAGCAGAGAAGUGCUCCUGACAUCUCUUUCACCAUCGAUGCGAAUAAGCAGCAAAGGCAGCUGAUUGCUGAGCUAGAAAACAAGAACAGAGAAAUCUUACAGGAGAUCCAGAGACUUCGGCUAGAGCAUGAACAAGCUUCUCAGCCCACGCCAGAGAAGGCACAGCAAAACCCCACCCUGCUGGCAGAACUCCGGCUCCUCAGACAGCGCAAAGAUGAGCUGGAACAGAGAAUGUCUGCUCUCCAGGAGAGCCGGAGAGAGCUAAUGGUCCAGUUGGAGGGUCUCAUGAAGCUACUAAAGACUCAGGGGGCAGGCUCUCCCCGCUCCUCCCCCAGCCACACCAUCAGCAGGCCAAUUCCCAUGCCCAUCCGGUCAGCGUCAGCCUGCUCCACCCCGACGCACACGCCGCAGGACUCCCUCACAGGGGUAGGGGGAGAUGUACAAGAGGCAUUUGCACAAAGUUCAAGAAGAAACUUAAGGAAUGACUUGCUAGUGGCUGCAGAUUCCAUCACUAACACUAUGUCGUCUCUUGUGAAAGAGCUGAAUUCUGAGGUUGGGAGUGAAACAGAGAGUAAUGUGGAUUCUGAAUUUGCACGGACUCAGUUUGAGGAUCUUGUUCCCUCACCAACCUCUGAAAAGGCUUUUCUAGCACAAAUCCACGCCCGAAAACCUGGGUACAUUCACAGUGGAGCUACCACAAGUACCAUGCGUGGCGACAUGGUUACGGAGGAUGCGGAUCCGUAUGUGCGGCCUGAAGAUGAAAACUAUGAAAAUGACUCUGUCCGGCAGCUGGAGAAUGAGCUCCAGAUGGAGGAAUACCUGAAACAGAAGCUGCAAGAUGAAGCUUAUCAGGUCAGCUUGCAAGGUUGAAUGCAAUAUCCUUUUAUCACACUCCUCUCAAGCAAGCUAUAGUCAGACAGAUGAUGAAAGUAACAUGAAAACUGGUGAUGAUGGAGAGCCCUGUGGCCACACAGAGGAGGAAGACAGCAGCCUGGCAGCAGCCUCACCGAAGAGAGGAGCCACCACACCCAGCAGCUCCCGACAGACCCCCACCCCUAAAGAUGUGUCCUGAUGACUAUAGUGCAGCUAACUUUUUGUUCUCAGAUUUGUAGUGCAUAGGUGUGUGUUUCAAGAAGGAAAAAAAAAGACUUCUGUUCAAAGUUAAUUUAUCAGCUACAUCCUCUGUAACAUGGUUCAUCCCUGGUUAAAAAGCAAACAAACACAGGCUGAAAACCCGUGCUGCUGUUAUACACAAUGGCAGUAUUAACAAGCAUUUUAAACCUUUGCACAUGAUAUUGAACCUGUUCAGUUUACAAUGACAAUAUUAAUACUGUUUAUAGCUAGACGUUUGAUUUCUGAAUUCUUUGAGAUUUUAGCAAAACAGUUUAUUAUACACUGUACAUUUUUUUCACAGCAAUUGGAAAAAAACAACCACUUGCAAUCAUUCAAUAACCCUGAAGAAUUUGGUUCCUGAGUGUACAAACUCAGAGCCCAGAAGCCAAGAAGGGUCCUUGGCCUGCACGGUCUGUAGUUGACUCCAAGUCUCUGUGAGCAGUGACUUGAACCAAACACACCAGGAAUAAUCCAUUCUUUGGGGCCUCUUUCCAACUCAAGGUUGUUUUCUUUCAAGAUACUCUAACUAAUCAGCCAUAGAAUUUAGUGUAAAUAUUUUUUUUUCCAAAUAGAUAUCAUAUUCAAAAAAGGCAGCAUUCAAAUUAUAUAGAAUCUAGUUUUUAAAAUCAGCACAGAUCUUCUUAAAAACUGUGAACUAUGUUUUGAAAUACUCGUUACUAAAGCUGUUUAUAAACCACAGGUGCCAUAAGAUCCCCAAACGGACUAAAGUUAUCUCUGCUCUUCCAUGGUCUUGUUCCUCUCGUUUUGGCUUUAGGAAGCAUGUCUUUAACAGCACCGCUCGUUCACAAGUUCCCCCAUCAAGUUGUUUGGAGGCCUUCAGCUUUAAAUGUACAGGCUUAAAGUGCGCUUGCAAACGUUUGCUCUCCUUUUUUUCUGAAUGUUGAUUGCCUUAGCUGGCCACCUGGUGUUCUGCAUGUAGCCUUCUGUGGUCAUGUGAAAGGAGACAGGCUCUUCUAAGUUGAGUUGGGAUUUUUGCACUCAGUGAAAAGCUGAAGUGCAAAAGAGCUAUCAAAGACAAGAGGAUAAAAGACUGGGAUAGUCUUUUCCAAGGACCCUCUUUAGAGGGCCCUAAAGACCUCCUUUGGGAAUUCUGGGGAAAAAGAAAAAGUAAUCUUCUACUUGCUUCAAGAUUUGAUUUUUUUAAAAAAAGCCUGCGACAUAUUCAAUACAUUAUGCUUAAAUUAGCAGUUUCUCUGGAAUUCCUGUCUCUCCUUUAAAAGAAAGGAGAGAACAUUUUAGAACAAUAGUUCUCAAAGUGUGUUCCCUGGACAAGCAGCAUCUGCAACACUUAGGAAGGUCUUCGAAAUACUAAUUCGUAAGCCCCACCUCAGGCCUACUGAAUCAGAAGCUCUGGGGGUUGGGUCCAGAAGUCUGUUUUAGUCAACCCUCUAGGUGAUUCUGAUGCUCGCUAAAGGUUGAGAACUACUGCUUUAGAAUGAAGUCGUAUAAUAAAGUCUCUGAAAAGGCCUUAUUCAGAAUAAGCAAGAAAGGUUCUGUGAUUCACUUUUGCUUCUGGGGCUGGCAAAAACCUUCUCCGAACCCACACACCAAGUUCUUAGUUGGUAGGUGCCCAGCCAAGUCCUGACAUCUUCAUGCCCCCUCUGCAGAGGGCAGCUGUACGAUGUUCACAUGUCUGCGUUUGGUCAGACAUCAUCUCCUUGGCUGCCCUUUGAAACCAAAUCACUUGCCUUGGGGAUAAAGUGCUCAAUUGGCAUUAGUGAGAAGCCCAUCCUAUCCCUUGACAUACUUAAUCAUAUAUCUCUCCAGAGAACUCACCUGACAAAUGUCCCUGAGCACAGGCUGACACCAAAGUGGCACAACUGCACAGUUCUCAGAUUUCUUUGCACAGAUUGAUUUUUAUUGCGGGUUUUGUUGGGGUGUCUUAAUGUUCAUCUCUUUUCCACUGCCCAUCCUCUGUGAACCCAUACCUCUCUAGAUGGAGCAGGUGGCCACUGGUGCCUCAUACUCAGUAUUGAAAACCACUACAUCCCAGCUACCUAUAAUGCUGUCAGCUCAAAAUCAUAGCCAGGUAGUUCUUGAACUCGGAACUUAAAUCCUGCACGUGGCACUCCACCACUGACUGGACCGAGCUGGCAUAUGUUGUUUCUUUGUGUUUCUACAUCAAAAUGUUCGUCUAAGAUUUGAACUGUUCUGCUGAUAACCUUCCCCGUUGUCAUAGCUAUUUCAUUGCCAACCAACUCCAUCACAUGGUUGUUGAUAUCGUCAUAUAAAGCCAUUGCAAGGACUCUGGAAACUGCCACCAAUGACCAAUUUCUGACUAACCAGCCACCUUUUCUCUCUCUUAGCUCCACGUCAGCACUGAGACCAGACUCAAGCACCCCUGUCCUGUAACCGAGACAAAAUGGCGUGUGUUAUUUUGGGGGUUUGUGUUUUUUGGUGGGUUUCUUUCCUUGGCUCUCCAGAUUUACUUUUGGGGCCUGUUCUAAGUGCAAACCCAGCAGGUUUCACUUGUCCUGUCCAUUAGAUACAACUACAUCUUGCGGGGGUUGUUUCUUUCUUGUUCCACAAUGAAUUGCACAUCCAUCUCCAUCAGAGCUGAUAGCCUGUUAAUAAGCACUGGUCUAACACAGCCAACCCUCCUCCACAGCGCCAUGUUAAUGGAGGAGGGAAGGAAGGUGAAAUCUACUGCAUGGGAUUCAGGAAACAGUUGUGGUUGGUCAGGACGGAAGUUGGGGUAAGUUUGGUUGGUCAGAGGGAGUUGUGCUGGAGAUUGUGAAAAAUGGGUUCUUGAAUGAUCUACUAUAAGGCAGGGAAGGUUCAUUUGUAAGUAGUAAUGUGAACUGAAUUGCAUUAAGAGUGUGUGGCCUUUGUUGUGAUAUACUAUGUAUUUUCUUAUAUGCAUGAGCCAAACUGUUGCAUCAUAAUUUAGCAGUGAUGUCUGCUUUUAUUUUGAUCAUCUUUGUCCACCCUUAUUAGUUCUUGGCUGUUAACUGUAGAUAGAUCUUGUAAAUCCAGCAACCUUUGGUUGCUGCAUUCCCCUUGGUUCGAUUCCACGCAAGGAGCCACAAGUGAGAACUCCACUGUCCUUAGAAGAAAGGGCAUUUUUACUUUUGAACCAAAAAGAGAAAAAAAAAUCAGAAGUGUUGCAUCUUGAGGCGAAUUAACUGUAAGACAUUUUUAAUUAUGACUACUGCAAUUUGACACCAUUUGAAAUAACCAAUUCAGAGACACUAAAGAUUUCACAAUAUUCAUUGGUAUUGUAAAAAAAAAAUACUAUUGUAUGGAUUUUUGUAUUGCUGUUAAGUAUUGUUUUGUGUGUGUGUGUGUGUGUUGGAACCUCCUGGGGACAUGUUAUAUUUUGAAGUGAUUAAACUAUUUAAUUGUGUGUCUAUAUUUUGGAGUGGAAUUAUUUCUUCAUUAAAAAAUGUUUUUAGAAACACUA
Pan troglodytes (chimpanzee) is the source of this 6311-nucleotide messenger RNA. It is a transcript of the gene DTNA, whose product is annotated as dystrobrevin alpha. The record is from RefSeq and is a predicted model, not a curated record. Gene Ontology annotation, biological process: synaptic signaling. The transcript has 24 exons. The coding region runs from base 332 to 2644 and encodes 770 amino acids. Gene Ontology annotation, molecular function: zinc ion binding. Gene Ontology annotation, cellular component: plasma membrane; synapse. Lineage: Eukaryota; Metazoa; Chordata; Mammalia; Primates; Hominidae.